This is a messenger RNA of Merops nubicus (carmine bee-eater), 984 nucleotides long. Its product is annotated as serine/threonine-protein kinase SBK2-like. Gene Ontology annotation, molecular function: ATP binding; protein serine/threonine kinase activity. The transcript is spliced from 4 exons. The record is from RefSeq and is a predicted model, not a curated record. Bases 31 to 984 code for a protein of 317 amino acids. NCBI's taxonomy places the organism in Eukaryota, Metazoa, Chordata, Aves, Coraciiformes, Meropidae. Gene Ontology annotation, biological process: peptidyl-serine phosphorylation; peptidyl-threonine phosphorylation.
AAGGCUGUGGUAUUUCUGCAGCACUCAGCAAUGGCUGAAACCUCGGCUCUGGCAGCAGCAAGGACAGCAGCACCAACCAUGCUAGAUGAGCUCCUGGAGAUCACAGCUCAGAGUCUGGUGCGCACUGAGGUUGCUGAGCACUAUGAGGUUGUUCGGGAGCUGGGCAGAGGCAAAUAUGGCCACGUGAUGCUAGUGACCCACAGGCAGAGAGGGACUCCUAUGGCUCUCAAGCUACUACCCAAAGCCAGCACCAAGCUGCACACCUUUCUGUAUGAGUACUGCGUGGCACUCUCCCUCGCAACCCACCCUGCCAUCAUCAGCAUGUUUGGAAUUGCCAUAGAGUCCAGCCAGUACUACGGCUUCCUCUACGAACCAGCACUGCACAAAGACCUCAUCUCCAUCAUCAAACCCCGGGACGGGAUCCCCGAGCCAGCCGCUAAGCAGUGUGCCAAGCAGCUCGUGAGCGCGCUGGAGUUCAUCCACAGCCGCGGGCUCGUGUACCGCGACGUCAAGCCCGAGAACGUGCUCCUUUUCGACCCCGAAUGUCGGCGCAUCAAGCUGACCGACUUCGGGCUUACGCGGCCCAAGGGUACCAAGCUCAAGCUGGUGGCUGGGGUCAUCCCCUACACCGCCCCCGAGCUGAGCAACACUGCUGAUGCCCAGGGCGUGCCCAUUGACACCAGCCUGGACGCCUGGGCUUUUGGCGUGCUGCUCUUCUGCUUGCUAACUGGCUACUUCCCCUGGGAGCAGAGCCUGCCGGAUGACCCUUUCUUUGAGGACUUCAUGCUGUGGCAGGAAACAGGCCUAGAGAAAGACCUGCCCCGCCACUGGAGACGGCUGACGGCGGCGGCUGCCCUGAUGCUGCGGAGCCUGCUGGCCCUGGAUCCCGCCAAGCGCGGCCCCGUCAGCGGAGUGCUUCGCUACGUCGAUUGCCCUUGGCGGCUGGAGGACGGGCGCCAUGGGGAGGCUGUGCUGAAGCCCUAG